Molecule: messenger RNA, 3836 nt
Organism: Cyclopterus lumpus (lumpfish)
Lineage: Eukaryota; Metazoa; Chordata; Actinopteri; Perciformes; Cyclopteridae
Gene: jmjd6
Product: jumonji domain containing 6, arginine demethylase and lysine hydroxylase
Exons: 6
Coding region: 80-1279 (399 amino acids)
Biological process (GO): phagocytosis
Cellular component (GO): cytoplasm; nucleus
Molecular function (GO): P-TEFb complex binding; histone H4R3 demethylase activity
Source: RefSeq, a predicted model, not a curated record
CAGAGGGCGGGAGCUACAGCUGUCCAUCAGUCAGCCUCGGCAUUGCGUUAGCUAGCUAGCUAGCUGAGCGGCAGGAGGAAUGAACCAUAAAAGCAAGAAGCGCAUUAAAGAGGCGAGGCGGAGCGCCAGGCCGGAGUUGAAGGACUCGCUGGACUGGAUCCGACACGACUACCACGAGUCCUUUGACGUGUCGCACCGGACCGUGACGGACAACGUGGAGCGCAUGGACGCCCUGCGCGUCGGCCCCGAGGAGUUCAUCCGGCGCUUCGAGCGGCCCUACAAGCCCGUGGUGCUGCAGCGCUGCCAGGAGAGCUGGCCGGCCCGGGAGAAGUGGACCCUGGAGCGCCUCAAGCGCAAGUACCGCAACCAGAAGUUCAAGUGCGGCGAGGACAACGACGGCUACUCCGUGAAGAUGAAGAUGAAGUACUACAUGGAGUACCUGGAGACCACCAGGGACGACAGCCCGCUCUACAUCUUCGACAGCAGCUACGGGGAACACGCCAAGCGGCGCAAGCUGCUGGAGGACUACCAGGUGCCGGUCUUCUUCAGGGACGACCUGUUCCAGUUCGCAGGAGAGAAGCGCAGACCGCCCUACAGGUGGUUUGUAAUGGGCCCGGCUCGCUCUGGCACCGGCAUCCACAUCGACCCGCUGGGCACCAGCGCCUGGAACGCCCUGGUCCAUGGACACAAGAGGUGGUGUCUGUUCCCCACCAACACACCCCGAGAGCUGAUCAAAGUCUCCAGAGAGGACGGGGGCAACCAGCAGGACGAGGCUAUCACCUGGUUCAACGUGGUUUACCCCAGGACACAGCAGCCCAACUGGCCUCCAGAGUUCAUGCCGCUGGAGAUCCUCCAGAGACCCGGGGAGACCGUGUUUGUGCCGGGCGGGUGGUGGCACGUCGUGCUCAACAUGGACACCACCAUCGCCGUCACGCAGAACUUCGCCAGCACCACCAACUUCCCGGUCGUGUGGCACAAGACCGUCCGGGGCCGGCCCAAGCUGUCCAGGAAGUGGUACCGGGUCUUGAAGCAGGAGAGGCCCGACUUGGCGGUGCUGGCCGACCAAGUGGACCUUCAGGAGUCGACGGGCAUCGCGUCAGACAGCUCCAGCGACUCUUCAUCCUCCUCAUCCUCUAGUUCAUCUGACUCCGACUCCAAUCCGGCGUCGGGCUCUGAGGAGGCCGUGUCCCACCGCAGGAAGAAGAGGAGGACUUGUGGGUCGACGUCCAUCGGUGGUCGUGACGCCUGCGUCAACAAGGAGAGGAGCUCGUCUCGGUGACCUCGGCCCUCUGCAGGCUCCGCCCACCUCCAGCUGGGGGUCACUGGAGAGCCGUCAUCUGGUGACCUCCAGCUGGGGGUCACCGGAGAGCCGUCCUCUGGUGACCUCCAGCUGGGGGUCACCGGAGAGCCGUCCUCUGGUGACCUCCAGCUGGGGGUCACCGGAGAGCCGUCCUCUGGUGACCUCCAGCUGGGGGUCACCGGAGAGCCGUCCUCUGGUGACCUCCAGCUGGGGGUCACCGGAGAGCCGUCCUCUGGUGACCUCCAGCUGGGGGUCACCGGAGAGCCGUCCUCUGGUGACCUCCAGCUGGGGGUCACCGGAGAGCCGUCCUCUGGUGACCUCCAGCUGGGGGUCACCGGAGAGCCGUCCUCUGGUGACCAGCCGUCAGGGAGCUGCUUGUGUACCUGUAACCUCCUCCAGGCCUCUAGUUUCACAGGGGCGGUCCUUAACCCUCUGAACGCCAACGCCGGUUCUCUUUUCAAAAUAAAGGUCCUGCUCCUCUAAGAACCAGAACCUUCAUGACUAGAAGGAGUUUGAUAGUUUAUUUUACCAACUAUUCUCCUCCUCUCCUCUCCUCUCCUCUCCUCUCCUCUCCUCUCCUCUCCUCUCCUCUCCUCUCCUUCCUCCUCCUCUUCUCCCCUCUCCUCUCCUCUCCUCUCCUCUCCUCUCCUCUCCUCUCCUCUCCUCUCCUCUCCUCUCCUCUCCUCUCCUUCCUCCUCCUCUUCUCCCCUCUCCUCUCCUCUCCUCUCCUCUCCUCUCCUCUCCUCUCCUCUCCUCUCCUUCCUCCUCCUCUUCUCCCCUUUCCUCUCCUUUCCUCUCCUCUCCUUUCCUCUCCUCUCCUCUCCUCUCCUCUCCUCUUCUCUUCUCUCCUCUCCUCUCCUCUCCUCUCCUCUCCUCUCCUUCCUCCUCCUCUUCUCUCCUCUCCUCUCCUUCCUCCUCCUCUUCUCCCCUCUCCUCUCCUUUCCUCUCCUCCUCUCUCCUCUCCUCUCUUCUCCUUGUCUCAUGACGUCAGAAUGUAAUGUUUAAUGUUGUUUACACAAUCUGAUGAAAGUAAACCGAUUAUUUGAAGAUUCUAAAAGACAAAGAAUUAAAUAUCACAAGUUUAAGGUGCACAUGAUGUGUUCAAGGACCGCUGGAGAGAGCUGUUUUCUGGAGUUCAGGGGGUUAAAAGAGCUCAAAUGAUGGAGAGCUACACAGGCCUUGUUGUUGUUGUUGAUGUGAAGCUAGAGGCCCAAGUCGUAGGAAGACUUUCCUGCGAGCUGAUUGGUCGAGGCGUCGUCCCGGUGAUUCAAAGCCUUAAAGAAACAGAAACCUUUGAUCCAAAACGUUUCCUCCUCCCGCUUUGUGCCAAAAUGCUGCAGCGGCCUCGCAGAGUACACUACAUUCCCCACAAUGCACUGCUGCUGCUUUUUGUUUGUUUAUCUCCAGUAGAGGAACUGUCUGUCUGCCUGUCUGUCUGUCUGUCUGCCUGUCUGUCUGUCUGUGUGUCGGAGUUCAUCUUGUUCACAAAUCAAUUGUUUGGUGUCUCCUCCUUCUUCUUCUCCUUCUCCUUCUUCUCUUCCAUCUUCUCCUUCUCCUCCUUCUUCUUCUCCUCCUUCAUCUCCCUCCUUCUCUUCCUUCUCCUUCUCUUCCUUCUUCUCCUCCUUCUCCCUCCUUCUCCUUCUCUUCCUUCUUCUCCCUCCUUCUUCUCUUCCUUCUUCUUCUCCCUCCUUCUUCUUCUCUUCCUUCUUCUCCCUCCUUCUUCUUCUCUUCCUUCUUCUCCCUCCUUCUUCUCUUCCUUCUUCUUCUCCCUCCUUCUUCUUCUCUUCCUUCUCCUCCUUCUUCUCCCUCCUUCUUCUCUUCCUUCUUCUUCUCCCUCCUUCUUCUUCUCUUCCUUCUCCUCCUUCUUCUCCCUCCUUCUUCUUCUCUUCCUUCUCCUCCUUCUUCUCCCUCCUUCUUCUUCUCCCUCCUUCUUCUUCUCUUCCUUCUUCUUCUUCUCUUCCUUCUUCUCCUCCUUCUCCUUCUUCCUUAUUCGGUUAUUCAAGUAAUUUUUAAAGUGAAUAUGGUUCAAAACGUUUUUUAAUGUGGUUAUUUAGACUUUUUCUUUCUGGUCGAACAAAACAAGACUUUUGAAGACGAGAUUUUGACGGUUUAAAGAGCUGUGAAGUUUAACCCCAGAACAUGAAUAUUUAAAUAACUCUGAGGUCAUUCAAACUAAUUAUUGAUUAAGAAGAUCACCGGUUAAUAAAACAGAUUUUGAUGUUAAUUAUCAUUAAAAUAGUCAGUUAAUCCAUAUUCAAACGUCUCGUUUUGUCCCAAAGAACCGGUUUUCUGAUCAAAGGGUUAUUGAUCGUCCUCUGAAUGGAGGCGUGGCUUUAGACUCAAGUGCCUCUGAAGACGUCAGUCGGUGCGACUGGCGCCUUCGUGCGCCUGAAGGCACCACAUUGGCCCCUGAGGUCGGUCACGUGGUGCCUUCAGGGCCUCUCCGCUGAUCUGGGAUCAGAGUUGAAGUGAAUCUCAUACAAUGUGAUGAAUUUCAUUUUGUUGGUCAAUAAAAUAUUUUCUAUGACUUUGUUUA